Molecule: messenger RNA, 1222 nt
Organism: Macrosteles quadrilineatus (aster leafhopper)
Lineage: Eukaryota; Metazoa; Arthropoda; Insecta; Hemiptera; Cicadellidae
Exons: 2
Coding region: 112-1083 (323 amino acids)
Biological process (GO): regulation of transcription by RNA polymerase II
Cellular component (GO): nucleus; transcription regulator complex
Molecular function (GO): DNA binding
Source: RefSeq, a predicted model, not a curated record
UCUGACGUGCUGUUAUUCUCAUGUUCAUAUUGCUGUAUUACGUAUUUUGUUUAAUCAGUGGCUUUAUUAACGGUUUAUGCUUGCCUGGCGUUGAUUUUCAUUAGUUAAACAAUGUGGAGUGCCAAUAGUGACGUACCAAUUGUUGAGACAGUAUAUGACAGUGAUGACACCUCAACUCACAAACCGGGAACUAGAGAGAAGAAAGAAACUUUUGCAAAGAAGCAAGAGGAGCAGUUGAAGAGACUAACACAAGUUAUAGAUACAAAUACAACCGUCGAGGAUCUCAUCCAUGAAAUAGAGAAGCGACCUUCUAUUUGGGACUACAGAGUAAAAGGUUAUGCAAAUAAGAUUGAUAAACUGAAUGCGUGGAACGAGAUUCUGGCUCAUUUUAUACCCGAAUUUGAAAACAAACCCACUGAGGAGAAGAACAUUUUGGUUACGAUCGUGCAAAAGAAAUGGAAGGGUGUUCGCAGCUGCUAUACUCGUGAGCUGCUUAGGAAAAAAAACGAAAAAAGUGGUUCGAGAGCAGCAAGCAGGAAACAAUAUGUUCACUUUGAUCAACUCAGAUUUUUGGAGGCAGUACCAAAGAAAACGGAGAGCAGUAUGGCUGCAGAGGAGGCUGGGGAAGAUGAUAAUGUCGAAGAAGAGGAUCCAGACGCUCUUCGCUCAGAUUGCUCUGAUACGCAAUCGCCACUUGACACUUCUUUUGUGGAACCGAAGCCAGUCAGGAAGAGGGAAUACAGUAAUAAUAGUGAUAACGAACUAUUUACUGUACUCUUGAAAAAAGCCCUCCAGAAUGACAAUGAUGAUGAAGACAAGCUUUUCCUUUUAUCAUUAUUAUCGGAAAUUAAAAAGGUUCCCCCACAAAACAAGUUACAGUUACGAUCUAAUAUCAUAGCAGUAAUAGCCCAAGCGCAACAAUCAACUCAACAACAGUGGCCCCCAUCACAACCACUUGUCAAUCAACUCUUUUCAAAUUCAGGACCAUCUCAGCAAUCCCAACCGUACUACGAUACCCCGAGAACACCCCCAUCCCUCCGCCACCGCAAAUCGUGGAACUCUCAGAGUGAUAGUAGUUGUUAACUUUAAAGCAUCCAGAGCCUUCUUUAAAUUGAUCAUAUAAAAUGUUUACCUUUAUUACAAAAAAAGUACAUAUUUUUCUUUUUAUUAGAAUUAGGUAUGAAUAAGUAUUUUUUAAUUCUGUACAGCUCUGUUAAUAAAA